Messenger RNA from Ipomoea triloba (trilobed morning glory), 1936 nucleotides. Its product is annotated as WD repeat-containing protein WRAP73. NCBI's taxonomy places the organism in Eukaryota, Viridiplantae, Streptophyta, Magnoliopsida, Solanales, Convolvulaceae. Gene Ontology annotation, biological process: protein localization to mitotic spindle pole body; mitotic sister chromatid segregation; microtubule anchoring at mitotic spindle pole body. Gene Ontology annotation, molecular function: protein binding. Gene Ontology annotation, cellular component: MWP complex; microtubule organizing center; mitotic spindle. The coding region runs from base 189 to 1568 and encodes 459 amino acids. The record is from RefSeq and is a predicted model, not a curated record. The transcript is spliced from 6 exons.
AACCGCUUCUCCAUUACAGAUUUACAGAGAUCCAAAGAUUACUUGAACCCCAUCACGCAUCCCACAAGCCUGUUCAGAUCCACUGUUCCGAAUCAGAAAUCUUUGGAAACCUCUUGAAAGCAAGAGAGAGUUAGCAAUGUGAAUUCCCCAGACAGCUGAAGCAAACAAUCCCUUAGGUUUGAGCUUCAAUGGACUUCACAGAAGCGUUUAAACAAUCUGGGCCGUGUGCUUUCUCUCCAAAUGCUCGAUUUCUCGCCGUCGCCGUUGAUUACCGCCUUGUGAUUCGGGAUGUUCUCUCACUCAAGGUGGUGCAACUAUUUUCAUGCUUGGAUAAGAUUACAUACAUUGAAUGGGCACUUGAUUCACAGUACAUCCUUUGUGGUCUUUACAAGAGACCAAUGAUCCAAGCAUGGUCACUGACGCAACCUGAAUGGACAUGUAAGAUAGAUGAAGGUCCUGCUGGUAUUUCCUAUGCUAGGUGGAGCCCUGACAGUCGACACAUAUUGACUACAUCUGAAUUCCAACUACGGUUAACUGUUUGGUCACUACUCAACACUGCAUGCAUACAUGUGCAAUGGCCAAAGCAUGGUUCGAAGGGAGUAUCCUUCACCAAGGAUGGAAAAUUUGCUGCAAUUUGCACAAGACGUGAUUGCAAGGACUAUGUCAAUCUGCUGUCUUGCCAUACAUGGGAGAUAAUGGGUGUUUUCGCUGUAGAUACAUUGGAUUUGGCUGAUAUACAAUGGUCACCUGAUGAUAGUGCCAUAGUAAUCUGGGAUUCUCCUCUUGAAUAUAAGGUUUUGGUAUAUUCACCAGAUGGGCGAUGUCUGGCCAAAUAUCAAGCAUAUGAGAGCGGUCUGGGUGUGAAAAGUCUUUCAUGGUCACCUUGCAGCCAGUAUUUAGCUGUAGGUAGUUAUGACCAAAUGCUACGAGUUUUGAAUCACUUGACAUGGAAAGUAUUUGCAGAAUUUGUGCACUUGUCAGCUGUUCGAGGUCCUUGCGGUGCUGCUGUUUUUAAGGAAGUAGAUGAGCCAUUGCAACUUGAUAUGUCAGAAUUAUCAUUGAGCGAUGAUUUUUCCCAUCACAAUAAUGAUAAUGCUCCCGAAAGACAAAUUCAAGUCAGGUAUGAUGUUAUGGAAGUGCCUAUUACACUCCCUUCUCAAAAACCUGCUGCGGAUAAACCAAACCCCAAACAGGGAAUUGGCCUGAUGUCGUGGAGCCCCGACAGUCAAUAUAUAUGCACUCGCAAUGACAGCAUGCCAACCGUCCUGUGGAUAUGGGACAUACAUCAUCUCGAGCUAGCUGCCAUCUUGAUACAAAAGGAUCCCGUUAGAGCAGUAGCUUGGGACCCUUGUUGCACACGCCUAGUUUUAUGUACCGGAAGCCCCCAUUUCUACAUGUGGACACCCUCGGGCGCUUAUUGCAUAAACGUCCCUCUUCCUCAGUUUUCUGUUCUCGAUCUGAAAUGGAGUUCGGAUGGCAGCUGCCUUCUCCUAAAAGACAAGGAGCUGUUUUGCUGUGCUGCUGUACCAUUACUACAAGAAUCCAGUGACUACAGCUCAGAGGACUGAUGAAUAAUGUAUUACUGAUCUCUGCACUUAAAAGCAUUAAUGACCAAUGGGAUUACGAGAUUUUCGUUCUUCUCGGGGAUCGUAAGGAGGGAUCUAUCAAGAGCUUCUUUCCCAGGCUUCAAACUGAUUGUAUUUGUAUUAUUAUGCAUUUUAUGCUUCUGUAACUUAUGUACAAGCUCUAUAGCACAGAUGUUGCAAGGACCUGUAUGAUAUAUCCUUCAAAACUGUUUAGCCUGUGAAAAUGCAGCUUAUUAUGUACUGUAGUUUUGAUGGAAUGCUUUAUACAUCUGUCCUAUCAUGACAUAACAAAUUAUUAGCUAUUCCCAAAAUUAUGUUUUCUGGAAUUAAUACCUUUGAUCUUGACUAUA